Molecule: messenger RNA, 652 nt
Organism: Colletes gigas
Lineage: Eukaryota; Metazoa; Arthropoda; Insecta; Hymenoptera; Colletidae
Product: nucleoside diphosphate kinase 6-like
Exons: 3
Coding region: 92-652 (186 amino acids)
Biological process (GO): GTP biosynthetic process; CTP biosynthetic process; UTP biosynthetic process
Molecular function (GO): nucleoside diphosphate kinase activity
Source: RefSeq, a predicted model, not a curated record
ACAAUGCUUCCUAGUAAUGGUUUUAAAAUUAUUCUUGUUUCAUUAUGAGAUAUUUCGAAUUUGAUAAAAAGGAUAGUUGAAGAAUGUUAAUAUGCAAUUGGGAAAGCAUCUUCAGCUAACGUUGGCAAUAAUCAAGCCGCAUGUCAUUAAAUCUCCUUUUGUGCUUCAAAAAAUUCGAGAUUUAAUAAUUGACAAUGAUUUCAAAAUUGUCAGAUCACGUAGAACAAUAAUUACAGAAAAAGAGGCGGAAACAUUUUACAUGGAACACAAGGACAGAUUUUUUUAUAACAGGCUCAUAACAUUUAUGUGCAGUGGCCCAUCUGAUAUUCACAUUUUAGCUAAUUAUGAUGCUAUAGAUAAGUGGAGAGAAUUAAUGGGCCCUACAAAAGUUUAUCAAGCACAAUAUACUGCACCAGAUACAAUUCGUGGAAUGUUUGGUAUAUCGGAUACAAGAAAUGCAACACACGGAUCUGAUUCCACAAAGUCUGUAGAACAGGAGAUACCAAUAUUUUUUAAAGAUUUCGAUGUUAGAGAAUGGUAUAUAAACGAAGAAAAAUACUAUAACUUAGGUCAACUUAAAUUUGACCCAGUAGCAUUUUUGCAUAUUAUUGAUAAAAGUGUUACUAGUACCGAUAACAACCAAAUUACAUAA